AUGAAGAAGUUUAAAACGAUCGGCGGAAAGCGAAAAAUCGAGGAGCUUCCUUAUGAGCCCGAAGAGCCAAGGUAUAUUGAACAGCCACCGAUGGAACCAUACGGUCCGCAGGAUUACCCAGCAGAGCCAGAGCUGCCAAUGAUCCAGUACUAUGACACGGAGACAGGAACCGACGAUAUAAUUGACGAAAUGCCAUCAGUAAUGGAGGACUUCAAGUCUGUGGAAACAAUGGAUGACCCAAAAGAUAUGUUUGUUGACAUAUCAGGUGGUCAAGGUGGACAGCAGUUGCCACUCGCAACUAUCGGAAACGGAUUCUACGAUAAGACCGUCAGGGUUAAGGCGGAGGACAGCAAUGACCAAAAGGUGCGCGAAUACGAGUACCUGAGAAUCAAGAACGUGGGCGACAGGGAAGUGGAGGAAAGGCACAUGGAUACUCCAGCUGACGCAAGGCCGGAAAUGUCGUACCACAAGGGAGUGGUCCCGGCAAUAGAGCACUCAGUGAAGAACUCGUUUUUUGGAUCACUGCCUAGCGCUGAGAACAACGGUGUCUAUCCAAUAGGCUACCCAGUGGAAACCAGGUCAAUAGGGACGCAAACUGAGCCCCAAUUUGUCCAGCCGCAAGUACUCACACCAGCCGAUAAGGUGCAAAUGAAGCUAGAAGAAUUGAGGAGGCGCAACGAGCAGCUGUUGGCAUCGCCGGCAAGCGCAACACCAAUACCACUGAAAUAUCCAAACCAGUUGCUGGCUUCACCAGCCAGUGCAAUUCCAAUACCACUCUCUUACGCAAAUGGUCCAGUGGCCAGCGCAGGUGGAGUUUUGGUCAAUCAAUCUACCGGCGCCAUCAGCGAAGGAGCCAGCUUGAGAGGGUUGAAAAAAAGACGCAAGAGCAAAAAGGCCAAGAAAGCCAAGAAGGCUAAGAAGAGCAAGAAAAACAAGAAAAACAAGAAGUCAAAGGCCAUGAAGAACGAGGAAAAAAUGAGAAAGAAGAUGGAGAAAAAGAGGAGGAGGGAAGAAAAGAAAAAGGCAAAAAUCGCUAAAAAGCAGGCUAAGAAGAGGGAGAGGGAAAGAAUAGAUGAAAUGAAGGAAAGGGAGAGGCUCAUCGAGGAAAAUUUGGACGAGGAAAAUGAGGAGCUCGAGGAGGGCCAGCUGGCAGUGAGCGAGAGGGCUAGGGCGGCAAAAAGGCUGCAGCAGCAACAGGGCCUUCAGCACAGGAGGAUUGGCCAGGCUGAGAGGAACAUGCAGCUGAGGCGCCAGAGGCAAAAUCAGUUGGAGGACAGAAGGAGAAUCCAGAGGCUGAGGAGGGAGAAGAUGCUGAUGGGCGGUCCGGGGAGAGACCUGGAAGACCUAUCGACGAGCGGAAGCUACGACGAGGACGAGCUUCCGAGGGCUCCGCUGUUCCAGGACGACUUCGAGGAAGAUGACGACGAGUGA
Molecule: messenger RNA, 1431 nt
Organism: Theileria orientalis strain Shintoku
Lineage: Eukaryota; Apicomplexa; Aconoidasida; Piroplasmida; Theileriidae
Exons: 3
Coding region: 1-1431 (476 amino acids)
Source: RefSeq, a predicted model, not a curated record